Molecule: messenger RNA, 1727 nt
Organism: Falco peregrinus (peregrine falcon)
Lineage: Eukaryota; Metazoa; Chordata; Aves; Falconiformes; Falconidae
Gene: GCDH
Product: glutaryl-CoA dehydrogenase
Exons: 11
Coding region: 77-1366 (429 amino acids)
Biological process (GO): fatty-acyl-CoA biosynthetic process; fatty acid beta-oxidation using acyl-CoA dehydrogenase
Cellular component (GO): mitochondrial inner membrane
Molecular function (GO): fatty-acyl-CoA binding; flavin adenine dinucleotide binding; glutaryl-CoA dehydrogenase activity
Source: RefSeq, a predicted model, not a curated record
CGCCCCCGCCCCACCUCCGUGACGUCACGGCCCAGGGUUCCUCCGGGUCCGUUCGCCACCGCUGAGCUCACUCCCCAUGGCGCUGCGAUUCGCCGCCCCGCUGCUGCGCCUGGCCCGGAGCAGCGUCCGCUGGGGGGGCACGGCUCCCUCUCCGCCGGCCCCAGCCCUCUUCGACUGGCGGGACCCGCUGGGGCUGGAGGCGCUGCUGGAGCCCGAGGAGCGGCUGCUGCGCGAUGCCCUGCGCAAGUACUGCGAGGAGCGGCUGCUGCCCCGCGUGCUGCACGCCAACCGGCACGAGGUGUUUGACCGGGAGAUCGUGACCGAGCUGGGGGAACUGGGGAUGCUGGGCCCCACCAUCAAAGGAUACGGCUGCGCAGGCACCACAGCAGUGGGCUACGGGCUGGUGGCGCGGGAGCUGGAGCGUGUGGACAGCAGCUACCGCUCGGUGCUGAGCGUCCAGUCCUCCCUUGUCAUGUACCCCAUCCUGGCCUAUGGGACCCCUGCCCAGCGGGACCGCUUCCUGCCCCCCCUGGCGCGGGGGGAGCUGCUGGGGUGCUUCGGGCUGACUGAGCCCAACCACGGGAGCGAUCCGGGGCGCAUGGAGACGCGGGCACGCUACAACCCUGGCACCAAGACCUACACGCUGCGGGGCACCAAGACCUGGAUCACCAAUGCGCCGGCGGCCGACCUGUGUGUGGUGUGGGCAGUGUGCGAGGAGGAUGGGCGGGUGCGGGGGUUCCUGAUCGAGCGGGGGACACCCGGCCUCAGCACCCCGAAAAUCGAGGGCAAAUUCUCGCUCCGCGCCUCUGCCACUGGCAUGAUCGUGAUGGAGGACGUAAAGGUGCCAGAGGAAAACCUCCUGCCCAACGCUGUUGGCUUGGCAGGCCCCUUCGGUUGCCUGACCCAAGCCCGUUACGGCAUCGCCUGGGGUGCACUGGGUGCCGCCGAGGCCUGCCUGGAGACGGCACGGCAGUACGUCCUCGAGAGGAACCAGUUUGGGGGUCCGCUGGCACGCAACCAGCUGGUGCAGAAGAAGCUGGCAGACAUGGUGACAGAGAUCGCCCUGGGGCUGCAGGCCUGCCUGCGCCUUGGCCGCCUCAAGGACGAGGGAAGGGCGGCCCCUGAGAUGGUGUCGAUGCUGAAGCGUAACUCAUGUGGGAAGGCACUGGCCAUCGCCAGGGAGGCACGGGAUAUGCUGGGGGGCAAUGGCGUGUGCGAUGAGUACCACGUCAUCCGGCACCUGAUGAACCUGGAGGCCGUCAACACCUAUGAAGGCACCCAUGACAUCCAUGCGCUAAUCCUGGGCCGAGCCAUCACCGGCAUCCAGUCCUUCAGCCCUGGCAAGCCACCAGCACCGCGGGGCUAACGGGGGGGACACGGCACCCGGCACCACACCAACGGCAUGUGGCUGCGACGCUCUGUGGCGUGACUGGUCUUACACUGCUGCCAGCGGGGCCAGGAUGUCACCCGUGGGGAAAGGACAUGAGGAGAUGGCACCAAUGACCAGAUUUGGUGUCACCAACGGGACCUAGUGUCACCAAUGGAACAAUGUCUCACCAAACCGCCCCACAGUUGCUGAUGGGACUCGGUGUCACUGAUGAGACCCAGCAGCUUGGUUGUGCUGGGCUUUGCUGCAGAGCCUCUUGGCCAGCGAACUGCCUUGGUGCCUUUGCCGUCCUCGCGGACACUCACCAAUAAAUGGUGGAAAAGCCACCCUGUGCCUGCCA